Molecule: messenger RNA, 831 nt
Organism: Endocarpon pusillum Z07020
Lineage: Eukaryota; Fungi; Ascomycota; Eurotiomycetes; Verrucariales; Verrucariaceae
Exons: 2
Coding region: 1-831 (276 amino acids)
Source: RefSeq, a predicted model, not a curated record
AUGGAGGACUUCGUGAAGCACACCAAAGACCACGACGACAACAAGUCAGAGAAGGCACGACUGACGGACCAGCAUGAUGUAAUGAUGGAUGCCAUGGGUGGCAAAGCCAUCUUUGUUCCAAUCGACCUAUCUAAACCCGGCCUCCGCAUUCUUAACUCCGGCACUGCAGAUGGCCGUUGGCUCUUCGACCUUCGUUCAACCUCUCAAGCUAAGCAUGAGUACGUUGGUACAGAUAUCGACGAAGGGUUGUAUCCCGAACCAGCGCCAGAGGACAUGCGUUUCCAGAACCAGUCGAUCCGUGAACCAUUUCCGGCUGAGUGGCAAGAAAGCUUCGACCUCGUGCAUCAGCGUCUCGUCAUGGCCGCCGCGCCGCCUGAGACUGUGCUCUCAGUCGUAGAGAGACUUGCCAGCCUGCUUAAGCGAGGAGCUUGGUUACAGUUGGUCGAAGUGGACACAGACGCUGUACCUGGCAACGGGCCCGCUCUGAAGAGCUUCCUGAGCUAUGCCCAGCAGAUGUCCGCCGCCAGUGGAAUGGGCUCCAACCUCGCCAAAGACCUUGCCGGCACCAUGCAGAAAGUAGGUCUGCAGAACGUUGAGCAGCAAUCGAUUGAAAUAAUGCACGGCUUCAAGAAUGAAAAGACGGGCUUGAAGCAGAAGAGCAUGGACAGUCUUUGCAAUGCUGUACCGCCUCUUAUGCAGGGUGUCAAAAUGGUGUUACCUGACCAGUACGAUGAAAAGGAGGCAAGCACUCUGCAGUCUCGCCUGCGGAAGGAGCUCGAGGAAUCAGGUGGCACCACUAAGGUCUUUGUUGUCUGCGGUCAGAAGGCGUGA